GCUUCCGCCUUGCGCUACGUGCCCCUACGUAAAUACAUCUCGCAGUGAUGGCUGCGCCGCCCGAUACGGAGAGUUUGGAGUCUCGUAUCAACAAAGCCACAAAUCCGCUGAACAGAGACACAGACUGGAGCAGCAUCCACGGCUUCUGUGAGCAGCUCAACCAUGAUCUGGAGGGACCUCAGUUGGCCACCAGGCUCCUGGCCCACAAAAUCCAGUCCCCUCAGGAGUGGGAGGCCAUCCAGGCACUAUUAGUUCUGGAGACGUGUAUGAAAAACUGCGGGAAAAGGUUUCACAGCGAAGUGGGCAAGUUCCGUUUUCUCAACGAGCUCAUCAAAGUAGUUUCACCGAAGUAUUUAGGCUCUCGCUCUCCAGAGGCAGUAAAAAAGAAAGUUUUGGAGUUGAUCUAUAGCUGGACGCUGGCAUUGCCUGAUGAGCCCAAGAUCUCAGAUGCCUAUCAGAUGCUGAAGAAACAAGGCAUCAUCAAACAAGACCCGGAGCUGCCGCCGGACAAACUCCUGAACCUUCCCCCACGCAGACCUAAAAAUGCCAUUUUUGAGGAUGAGGAGAAGUCAAAAAUGUUGUCCCGCCUGCUAAAUAGCUCACACCCUGAGGACCUGAAAGCUGCAAACAAACUCAUCAAGGAAAUGGUCCAGGAGGAUCAGAGGCGAGCGGAGAAGGUGUCGAAGCGGGUGAACGCCAUCCAGGAGGUGAAGGAGAGCGUCUCUCUGCUGACUCAGCUUCUUCAGGACUAUGACAGCACGGCUACGAGUCAGGGCAACGCCGACCUGAUACAGGAUUUGUACCAGCGCUGCGAGAAGAUGAGGCCGACGCUGUUCAGGCUAGCAAGCGACACGGAGGACAACGACGAGGCUCUGGCUGAGAUCCUCCAGGCCAACGACAGCCUGACUCACGUCAUCAACCUGUACAAGCAGCAGGUGAAGGGGGAGAUUGUGAACGGAAACAACACGCAGAGACCUGCUGGGACGGCGUUGCUGGAUCUGUCAGGACUGGACACCUCUCCGCAGUCCCCCCCUUCCUUCCCCGAGCUUCCCACUCCCACAGACAGCCUCACCGCUCCCUCACAGGAGACAGGAAUCAGCCUCCUUGAUGAUGAGCUCAUGUCGCUUGGUUUGAGCGAAGGAACGCACACCUCCAACCUCCUUUCCCAACCGGAGGACUCCACAGCGUGGGACUCCUUCCAGUCCUCUGACAGCAUUGACGCAGACGUCCAAGCAGCGCCCGGUCUCCUCCUCAGUCCUGACCCUCCCCCUCACCCCCAGCUGCUUUCGUCCGGUUCCAACCCCGGGAACUCAGCCCUGGACGAGUUGGACCUGCUGGGGAAGACCCUGCUGCAGCAGUCUCUGCCGCCCGAGGGUCUGCAGGUUAAAUGGGACAAGCAGCAGUCCAAGCCAACGCUGAGGGAUCUCCAGAGCAAGUCAGGAGCCAACAGCGGUACACAUCCUGUCGUAGCCUUUGUGCCCGAUCAUCCUGCUCCCAGCCUCACAGGGACGCUGCUGGACCAAUCACCGGCUCACUCCAUAACUCCCUCCCCAGAAGUUACCCUGGCUAAUGUUUUUGUACCACUAGAAUCCAUAAAGCCCAGUAGUCUGUUACCCAUAACUGUGUUUGACGGACACAGCCUGCGGGUUCUCUUUCACUUUGCUCGUGACUCGCCUCCGUCUCGACCCGACGUGUUGGUGGUGAUCAUAUCCAUGUUGUCCUCCGCCCCCAUACCUGCCACCAACAUUCACUUUGAAGCUACAGCUCCCAAGUCUGUGGGAGUGAAGCUGCAGCCGCCAUCGGGAUCAGAGCUCCCAGCUUUCAACCCCAUCCUCCCCCCUGCUGCCAUCACGCAGAUCCUGCUGAUAGCCAACCCUAACAAGGAGAAAGUCCAGCUGCAGUACAGACUAACCUUCUCCAUGGGCGAGCAGGUGCACAAUGAGAGCGGCAGCGUAGAACAGUUUCCCAAUGCCGAGAAGUGGGGGAACCUAUAGCACCCACACACAACCUGACAGACUCUCUGCUUUCAGACUCAGCCUCCCUCCUCUCUGAGACCCUCCCCCUCAGCUCGUCUUCAGACGCGGUUUCUUUGCAGUCACAUUGAUGUAUAUUUGUUGAACGGUAACGUUUUUUUAGGGGUUAUUCUCAUUCACGGUGACGUGUGUCUGCUUCGCUCUAAAUCGGCCGUUUGUGUCUAGCUCCAGUCUAUUUUUAUGUGAAGGAGCCUGCAACCGCUUUGUCAUCACAUUUUGAAAGGAAGAAAACGACAAAUGUGUGCAUGUUUGCUCAUUCUGUGUGCUUUAUCCUGUUUUUUUUUUUUUUUAUUAAACCCUUGUCUAACUUAUCUCGGUUUACCUCCGCGUCGGCAUGCUCUGCAAACAUGGGACAAAUCUUGGAAGAUUCCUGGACAAACGAGCUACGUUCGAUUAAGCUUUGUAGGGUUUACUUUGUGAUUACUUGCUUCUCUCUCACAGUGGCUGAGUCACUUUUUGAUUGCACAAAGAAUUAUUAUUCUGACAGUACUGUUUUCAAGUCAUUUCCCCCUUCAUCCUGUGUAAUGAACAAAAUCUACUGUAACAUCAGAGCUGUGUGUCUUCUGCCAUAUGUGCCUAUUUUGCUGUUGAAUUAUUUAAAGUUUUAAGCAUUUGACUGGAUUGUUUCCCCCCCCCUCCCCCCCUCAUCUGUUACAUGUGAAUCAUGAGAUCCGCUGUGUGCGUCUUUAUGUAUUCAGACGGUUCGAUUGCGUUGGGUUUAAGUUAAUAUUGAGCCAUUUAGAGGGUAACCCUGAAUAUCAAACUUAAAUAUAUGCAAACUGAGUCGUACUCCGAUGCUCUCUGUGCACAGCGUCUCCCUCAUGUUUUUAUAGCAGCGUUGCAUGGUAGCCCUGCCCCCUCACAGCCUCUCAAUCACAUUCCUGAGCACUAAUUCUGAGUACGAGUGACGCUGAUCCAUCAGAUGUGUAAAUUUGAGCUCUACGAUAGCAGAAUAUUUCAAAUGGAAAAUAAAGUCUCUUUUUUUUUUCUUGGUGA
Messenger RNA from Fundulus heteroclitus (mummichog), 3029 nucleotides. Its product is annotated as ADP-ribosylation factor-binding protein GGA1. Gene Ontology annotation, cellular component: trans-Golgi network. The transcript has 17 exons. Gene Ontology annotation, biological process: vesicle-mediated transport; intracellular protein transport. Gene Ontology annotation, molecular function: small GTPase binding; ubiquitin binding; phosphatidylinositol binding. Lineage: Eukaryota; Metazoa; Chordata; Actinopteri; Cyprinodontiformes; Fundulidae. The record is from RefSeq and is a predicted model, not a curated record. The coding region runs from base 48 to 1994 and encodes 648 amino acids.